Chenopodium quinoa (quinoa) is the source of this 1500-nucleotide messenger RNA. Its product is annotated as GPN-loop GTPase 2-like. Gene Ontology annotation, cellular component: cytoplasm. The record is from RefSeq and is a predicted model, not a curated record. Bases 303 to 1211 code for a protein of 302 amino acids. The transcript has 10 exons. Gene Ontology annotation, molecular function: GTPase activity. NCBI's taxonomy places the organism in Eukaryota, Viridiplantae, Streptophyta, Magnoliopsida, Caryophyllales, Amaranthaceae.
UUGCCGACAUUAAAAGCACAAAGAUAGUAGCGGUAUAAAGUGAAAAUAUAAGAAAAAUACUAGUUGUAUACAAAUAUUUACUCACUCUUCCUUAUACGAGGGUAGAGAGGUCCAGAGUUCGAUUCUCGGAAUGCCCCAUUUUUUGCCGUUUUCUCAAUCUCUCUCUCUCAGUCAUAUUUCGGCGGGCUUCCAUUAAAAGGGUUUUGUUGCUGCUUCGCUUUUCUUCUCUUCUAUCAUACUAACCACUUUCAAUUCUCCUCUUUUUUUUCAAAGUAAUUGGUAUAAUUCAAUAACCAAUAAGCAUGGUAUUCGGGCAACUGGUAAUCGGACCGCCAGGAUCCGGAAAAACUACCUAUUGCAAUGGCAUGUCUCAAUUUUUUCCUCAAAUUGGACGGAAGGUUGCUAUAAUCAAUUUGGACCCUGCAAAUGAUGCAUUGCCUUAUGACUGUGCUGUUAAUAUUGAGGAAUUGGUCAAACUUAGUGAUGUGAUGAAUGAGCAUUCACUGGGGCCCAAUGGAGGUCUAGUGUAUUGUAUGGAUUACUUGGAGAAGAAUGUUGAUUGGCUGGAGUCCAAAUUGAAGCCACUUCUUAAAGAUCACUAUCUGCUCUUUGAUUUUCCUGGCCAAGUUGAGCUAUUUUUCCUGCAUUCAAGUGCAAAGAGUGUUAUAUUGAAAUUAGUGAAGAAAUUGAAUCUUAGGCUGACUGCUGUGCAUUUGGUUGAUGCCCAUCUCUGCAGUGAUGCAGGGAAGUAUAUCAGUGCAUUACUGCUAUCAUUAUCAACCAUGCUUCAUAUGGAACUUCCUCAUGUAAAUGUUUUCUCUAAAAUUGAUCUUAUUGAAAGCUACGGGAAAUUAGCUUUUAACCUGGAUUUCUACACUGAUGCACAAGAUUUAUCAUAUUUGCAGUAUUGCCUUGAUCAAGAUCCUCGUGCUGCCAAAUACAGGAAGCUCACAAAGGAACUAUGUGAGGUUGUUGAAGAAUUUAGCCUUGUGAAUUUCACAACUUUGGACAUACAGGACAAGGAAAGUGUUGGAAACCUUGUGAAAUUGAUCGACAAGACCAAUGGGUACAUCUUUGCUGGUAUAGAUGGAAGUGCAGUGGAGUUCAGCAAACUUGCAGUUCGCCAAGUUGAUUGGGAUUAUUACAGAGUAGCAGCAGUACAAGAGAAAUACAUGAAGGAUGAUGAACCUGAUAAUGACUCCAAUGCGUAGGGAGCUUUGCUGUUUCAGCAAAUCAGCUACUGAAAUUACUGAGUGUACUGUGAGUGGCAAAUUGGUUCUUUAUUGCUAGAACCAGACGGUAGAGAAAUAUAUUGCAAGGCUAUGAACAUGAUGUACCAUUUGUAUAUGUUUGUGAUGCACAGUAAAUUUUCUAUGUGUUAGAGUAGAGGCAUUUUGCCUUUAGUUGGCACAUUUGGUUCAGCAAAGAAUUCUUGUACACUUAGGUUAGAAGUGUUUGACGAUAAUUUAAGGUAAUACAGAGUACAACAUGAAAUUACAA